Messenger RNA from Chrysoperla carnea, 1264 nucleotides. RefSeq names its product ornithine decarboxylase 1-like. The record is from RefSeq and is a predicted model, not a curated record. The transcript is spliced from 5 exons. Gene Ontology annotation, molecular function: ornithine decarboxylase activity. Gene Ontology annotation, cellular component: cytoplasm. NCBI's taxonomy places the organism in Eukaryota, Metazoa, Arthropoda, Insecta, Neuroptera, Chrysopidae. Bases 29 to 1264 code for a protein of 411 amino acids.
CAUUUAAAAUAUUUUAACAGCAAAGAUAAUGAAUUCUGUUUAUUCUGUGACCAAUAUGCGAAAAGCAAUACAAUUAAUUAUUGAUAAAUUCGAAGAGGAUGAAGCAUUCCAUUUAAUCAACAUAGACGAUAUUGUUAAUAAAUAUGAAGAAUUUCAAGAAGUUUUACCUCAAGUUCUUCCAUUUUAUGCCGUAAAAUGCAACAAUAAUAUAAUGAUAUUAAAAGUUUUGGUAGCCUUGGGUUGCGGAUUCGAUUGCGCUACAAAAAAUGAAAUUCAAACUAUGUUAUCGUUAGGUGUUUCACCCGAUAAAAUUGUUUAUUCACAUCCAAUUAAACAAGAAUCACAUCUUCAAUAUGCUGCCUCGGUGAAUGUGGAUAUGAUGGCAGUUGAUUGUAUAUCUGAGUUGCAUAAAAUUAAAAAAAUAUAUCCAACUGCAAAAUUAGUAUUACGAAUCAGUUACGAUGACGAAUCUUGUAAUCAUAAAUUUGGUGAUAAAUUUGGCUGUGAUCCUGACAAUGAAGCAUUUGAAUUACUGUGUGUUGCAAAAUCGUUGAAAUUGAACGUUAUUGGAGUAUCAUUUCAUGUAGGAUCAGGUUGUAACAAUUGUAAUGCGUAUAGGCAUGCAAUAGAAAUGGCCCAAAAAGUGUUCGCAUUAGGAAAAACAAUUGGAUUUAAUAUGGUCCUAUUGGAUAUUGGAGGUGGUUUUCCUGGAGCUAACCAAAUAGAUUUUCAUAAAAUUGGAAGAGUUGUUAAUGAUGCUAUCCAAACAUAUUUCCCAUGUGAAAAUGUACAAAUUAUAGCAGAACCUGGUCGAUAUUUCGUUGAAUCGGCUGUAACUAUUGCGUGUCGGAUUGUUUCGAUGAAAAACCGAAAUGAAAAGAUUUCAUACUAUUUAAAUGAUGGACGAUGUGGAUCAUUUUCAUUUUUAAACUUUGCCUAUGAACCAUUUGAAUUAAAAAUUUUAAAAGAUUUGGUAGAUCCAGAAAUGCAUCCAUCAACGAUUUACGGACCAACUUGUUGGGGUGAAGAUAUCGUUGAUAAAUCAAUAUAUUUACCACAGUUACAAAUUAAUGACUGGCUAUAUUUGGAAAAAUUCGGCGCUUACAAACAAGUAGUAUUUACGACUUUUAAUGGUUUUUCAAUGCCAAAAAUGUAUGCAAUUUGUAGUACAGCCAAAUGGAAUCUUUUCAAAACAGAUUUUCCGAAUUCUGUAAAUAAAAUUCAUGAACAUGGUGGUACCUGCAUGAUUAUCAAUAAUAAUUAA